AUGGCAGCACCACGACUCCUCCCUUUCAAGGCCAAGGUUGAGGAAAUCACCUCCAAGUUCGAUGGAGCCAAGCCAGCGGAAGGGCCUGCCAAGAAGCAGUGCAAUGCUUAUGAGAAGCAAAUCCAGAGCAUGCAUGGGGAUGAGCUCCUAGCCUACAUCCAGUCAUUCAAGUCUGAAGAUGGCAUGACUGAUGGCUCUCACCCUGCGUCUUUGGUAUGUGAGCUCUUGGCAGAGGGCGACUUCAAACUUCGCUGUCAGCAUUUGGACUUGUGGUAUCAGGAGUACUGCACUCAUCGUGGCAUGGCGUGGUUGCACAAGGGUGCCAAUGCAGUGGAUCUAAAUCCUUCAAUGGCAGAUGAAACCAUCAAGCUGCCAAUCACCUGCCUGAGGUUUGAGAAACCGGAUGACGGGAUGCCAGUUGUUGCUGACUGGAUCACCACAGCUGAAUCCAUGCUUUUCGGAGGGGUGGACUUGGGCAGAGAAUCAAUUGAUGUCUCAACAGCAUGUCGCGAAGGAUGGACACGUGCGUCCGUGGUUGCCACGUUUCUCUUGGCUGCCAGUGAGCUGGAUUUGUCAGAGCCUGGAACUGCUGAGAAGCUCAAGAUCAUGGAGCUGCGUGCAGUUGAAGGAGCUCAUUUGGCAUCGGCUUCGACUGAGGAUCGUCUCCGGGAAAUCGUUGGUGAGUUUCACCAAAGUCCAGGGCUGAAUGCAAAGCAUCGCCUCGACGAGGAGAAGUUCAGGUCCGUGCUGAACAUGAUCACUGGCACUUGCCCUGAGAAUGGGCGCCGUCUGAGACAAUCUUCCAAAUCCCGAGUACGCUGGAGUGGUGCUCAAUUUGAUGCUCAUUGUGAUCUUGCAUGCGUCUACAGUGCAGAUCUUGAGGAAGCUCGAGAGCUGAGCCACUGGAACUCUGAGAAGGAAGCUGCUGUGAUCAAGGCUCUCCUCCAGAAGGACUAUGGUCAAGAGGUGGAGGCCGCUGUGACAGCAAAACUUCCAACUUGGAAGGUUCAGCACUUGGGAUUGUGGGCGGAUCUCAUUGAGCCCCAAGCGUCUCAUGGACCUGUGGUUUCAGCAAGUGAGCUGAUGGAGCUUGAAGAUGAAGCUCAGGCAGCAAAGUUCAGAGAAGUGCGCGCAAAGCUUUCCCAGGACAUCUCAGCUAUGUGCAGCUACAACAGCUCAAAGGAGGAGUGCACCCGUCGUUCCCAUGUGGUGAAAGUCAUGCACGAGAAAAGCCAGGUGGAGGCAGGCAAAGAGCUAUGUGAGAGCUUCAUGGAACGCAGCUGCCGUGUGUCACUGCUGUGUGACAGGGCUUGGUCUGACCCAAAGCUGGAUGCAAUGUAUCGCUCAGCUGCACAGGCUGCCAAGGUGGGUGUCCUGGAGGUUGACACAAUCCUCUACAUUGACUGCACGAAGCUUGGAGUUCUCAGCCAGACCAACAUCAAUGCUUUGGGAGAGCUGGCAGAGCGCAUUUUGUUCGGGGCCCCUUCCCGAAGUGUGAUGGUCUUGAUUCCACCGCUGCUGGUUGGAACUGAUGCCGCUGGUUCCCUUCGUCGGGACAUCAGGAAGUUGGAGGACAAGUUUCAAAACCACAAGAUCGAGUUGCGGCCCUUCACCAUCAACCUGAACCUUGAGGAAUUGCACAGAAACAGGGAGCUGCCAGGAGCAUUUCUUUCAUUUCUGGGGGUUUGUGAUGCCACACUCCCAUUGCGUGGAACUGCACAUCGUGUGGUGCGGGGAGCACCGGAUUUGGAAGCAGAGACCAAUACGUUCUGUGCAAGCACCUUGUGGCUUCGCCAAGUUCUCCAAGAGUUUCCUGCUGCGAUCGCUGAGAAGGACUUUUGUGUCCCCGGGGACACCCUCUUAAGUCACUCAGAAAGACGAAACCUUACUGAUCUGCAAGAAACUAGCCAAUGGCUGGGGGGAACUGCGGUAGCCCGAUGUGUCCUCAAGAGUUUGAUGAGUGGUGUGAAGAGCAACUUCAGCACUGUGGUGAUCCAUCCUACUUCCUAUGAUGGGUGCCUUGAACUUGCAGCCCUUCAGCAGGGGAUGUGGGUUACCGGGACUAGCAACAUCGAUGUCAACUACAAGGCUGCAAAGGAUCAGGUGAAGAACUUCCUGCUGCAGGCAUGGAAAAAUGGCACAGCCCCAAUGGACAAGCAGACGAUCCGGUACAAGAAGGAUGUGCCCAAUGAUGACCUUCCGAAAGUACCAGAACCUCCAACUCUGAGGGUGUGUCAAUUCGCUGAUGGCAAGUUAUCGAUCCCCUCUGACAUUCGCAAGCAUUUCCUUACUUGCCCCAUCUAUGGCCCCGAGUGGCGUGAGAUUUUGAAACAGUUUGACCAGGAUUGGGGUGCCCCAGCAGCGGCGACCACGCCUUCUCCAACCCCAGAUCCAAGUGGAGGAGGGUCACCUGUCAAAGCCGAGGGAAUCAAAACCGAAUUCAAAGUUGAACCUGUCACUUGGAGCACCAAGUUCACUGGAUCACCUACAACCUUGACUGCCUUGAAGGCAAAGUUUGGGGCUGAUUUGACUGAGAUGGUUGGGAUUUCAUCGACAACAAGUUUCUUUCUUGCCCCUGGCCCUGAACUCUACUUGAUGGCCAAGGAAGCAACCCAGAUCAAAGCUUGGGAGGCAGCAGUGGUGACUCAUGGGGCAGGCUCUUGGCUUACCGGGGAGAAAGCAGUGAAGUAUGUGACCAACAACCCCGACCGUGGAAUCCCAUGCAAGCUGGAGGAUGAUGAGUUCCCGGCAAUCUUUGAGGACUAG
Molecule: messenger RNA, 2766 nt
Organism: Cladocopium goreaui
Lineage: Eukaryota; Dinophyceae; Suessiales; Symbiodiniaceae
Source: the annotation of a GenBank genome assembly